Molecule: messenger RNA, 2088 nt
Organism: Linepithema humile (Argentine ant)
Lineage: Eukaryota; Metazoa; Arthropoda; Insecta; Hymenoptera; Formicidae
Gene: cGlr1
Product: cGAS-like receptor 2
Source: RefSeq, a predicted model, not a curated record
UAUAAAGGCAGUGAUAAUCAUCGAGCGCUCAGUAACAUAUGUUCAAUUUACUUCAGGCAGUUUUGUUCAUAUUGUUUUAGUGACUUUAAUAAUUAAUUAAAAAAAAUAAAAUUAUUAUUAAAAAAGGUGUACAGAUUUUAAAUUUCAAUAGAUCACAUUAUUGCGACUAAUUUAUUAUGCCAGUUUGCAAUCGUAUAUUGCAAUAAUAUUGCGCUUAUUCACAAAAAUCCUUGCAUUUUACCUGCGUCACUUGAUUUUUAAAAGUUUAACAACUAUACACAACUCGCGAUGAUGCAGGUUGCUGAUAUCAAAACCGCCUUAAAAGACGAUACGAUAUUCAAUGCAAUAAACAAGGAAUUUUUAUCUUUGGAUCUUGACGAUGUGAAGAACAAUAAUCAAGAUCUGCAAAAGAUUUUUAAAAAACUCAUAGAAGCUAUGAAACGAGAAAGCCCGCUAUUUAAUGAAACAUUCCAAAGAAUUAUGUGGGCCGGCAGUUAUUACAAAAAGACACGAGUUGAAAAACCUAACGAAUAUGAUAUAAACUUUGUGAUUAACUUGCCCAUAAAAACAAAGUUUAUGUCGGAUUGUCCAGGUUAUAUUAAAAUUAAACGCACAGAUGACCUUCCUAAUGUUUCAAAGGCUUCUAACAAUAAAGAAAUGAAAUCCUUUAUUGAUGAUGAUUCAUAUCUAAAUCAAGAAAAAAUUCGGACUUGGAUGGAAAGUAUCUUGAGUAAAGUGGCUCGCACUACCAGUGGAAAUGAUCAAUAUAUUAAAUUGGAUCGAUAUCCGCAAAUAACGAAGAAAAAAUCAGGACCAGCUUUUACCUUAAACGUGCGGUUUUCAAAUGGAGAUUUCGUCGAUAUUGACUUGGUCCCCGUUUUAGUUUAUCCAAUUCAUAAUCCGCCACCGAAAUGCUCGGGAAAAUUUUCUCACUCUUACAUAAACCUGCAGGGAUCUAAUAAUAAAUCCCAAGAUAAUAAUAAAUGUUGGUCUGCAGUACCAAAACCUUUGAAUAAUAACAAGGGUAAAUUCCCCGACGCACGACAUAGAUAUUGGCGGUUGUGUUUUUAUGAUUAUGAAAAAGAUAUUCUUUCUAAAUAUGGACGUGCUAAGCCCGUAAUACGCCAUUUAAAGAAAUUAAGAGAUACUGAAGAUUGCAUGAAAAAUAUUGCAAGCUAUUAUAUAGAAACAUUAUGCUUGCACGAAUUGCAGAUAUUUGAAGGUUCCAACAAAGUGUCAUCGACUUUUUUAUUUUUUACGAUGUUAGAAAAGUUUCAUGAAGCUUUUCAAAAGCGCUGUAUAAAACAUUAUUGGGAAGAUUUCAAUUUAUUGGAAAAUAUGGGACUUGAUGAAAUGAUAAUUAUAGAAAACCGCUUAAAUAAAAUUAUAAAAGAAAUUAAGAAAUCCAUCAAAGAUGAUAAGUUUGCAAUUGCUAGAUUUGUUUUAAAGAAAGAUGAACUCGAAAAGUUGAAAAGAGUAAUUAAUGAUCAUGCAACUGCAGAAUCAAAUCCGAAAGAAAUCCAAACUGAAUCAUCUAAUGAGUCGAGAUGCAUAAUUAUUUAACCACUGAACAAAAAAAUUGGUGCUUUUGAUGAUACGAUAAUCGAAUUGUGGAUCAAGUUCAAGUUAACCAUCUCGCAUCACGUUAUGAUAUACGAAAGAUACCCAUAACACGUUCAUGCACAUAAUUGUAAUGGUUCGUUAUUAUCUUAUAUAUUUUAUCAAUUUUGCACCGUACAUUGAGAACGAGCGAGACAAACGAUAAUUACUUACCUUGGCAGUCACAAUAUUGUCCACGUAUUAAGAUCAAGCGAGGCGAGUAACGAAUGUUUUGGUUUUUUUGAUCCUCUUAAAUGGACGUAAGGACCAUUUCCGCGUAGCUACAAUAUUGAAAUUUGUACUUAUUGCGAUAUACUUUCACAACACGGUAAAUACCAGUUGCACAGUACAUCGUCGUGAUCGUCGAAACGUUGCUAAUCGUGAAGAUUCAGGGUAAAUAUGUUCGAGCAAUUACUUUUAUCGGUAUUCUAGGCCAAAAUUUGUAUUUGAUACGCACUGAAGACAAAUAAAACUCAUGAUAAAUCAUGA